Molecule: messenger RNA, 2041 nt
Organism: Scatophagus argus
Lineage: Eukaryota; Metazoa; Chordata; Actinopteri; Scatophagidae
Gene: tmem218
Product: transmembrane protein 218
Exons: 3
Coding region: 347-694 (115 amino acids)
Source: RefSeq, a predicted model, not a curated record
CCCAAUGAAAUUCUAGAUUGCUGUUACCAGGAAGCAGAAGACGCUGGAGAACAGUUAAGCUAUCCAUGGAUGUACAUCCAUGAGUAUAUCAUUUAUACUAAUUAUUACUUGAGAACAGACGGAUUAAUGCGCGGGUUAAUCAUAAAUGAUAUUUUUCGCAACUGUCGGUCUUAGCAUAGCAAAGCUAGAAGCUAACGUCCCCUUACAACGGGGAGAGUUACCGCUAACUAAGCUGACUUGUUAACUUGCUACAGUAUUAAUAGUAUUAGUACAGAAUAACAGCACGAACGUCGCCUGAUAAAUCGUAUAUUACCUAGCUCUCUGAUUACCCGUUUCGUCUUGAAAUAUGGCAAAUACCGUGUUAGAAGUCGGCACGGGCGUUUUUGUCAUUGCGGUCGUGUGGAUUGCGGCUCUUGUGUUUGGGAUGAUCCUGCUGAGAGCAUCCGGAUCGGCGAAGCUGGGAGUUAUUCCUGUUUUCCUCCUGGCUCUCAGCAUCACUUUGGGGCUGGUGUUUUUCCCUCGCAGCCCAGAGACAACCCCCCCUUUCAAAGAGACAGAGAUAGUGGACACUUUGUUCAUCGGCCGCUAUGUACUGCUGGCUGUGGCGAGCGCAGUCUUCCUGGUGGUGUUCUUCAUGCUGCUCCCCUUUCAUUUCCUGGAGCCAGUCUAUGCCAAGGCUUUAAAAACACAGUAGAGUUGCCAGGUUCAGAGCUGGUGCUGGGAUCACAUCACUGAUGUACACAACUUAAGACAAGCAGGGCUGACAAGAGGCCCCCCGUCAUGUGGACACAGACUACAGAGUGCAUCCUAAACAGAAACAGAAGGACAGCCGGUGUUUUCUUCAUGGCCAACUGUAACUGUUUGUAGGUUGUUGACUGUUUAUGUACAACCAGCAGAAAUGAGAUAUCAGGUUAUGUAUUUAUAUUGUUUUAUGCUUAAACAUGAGAUGAAGAAGUCUUUUAUUCAUUUUUUUUUAUAUAUGGUUUUUGUAUAUGGUUCUACAGUAAUUCCUAGUCAACCAGCGCUGAAACACUUUCUCCACCUUUUAUAAAGAAAUCAAAUUCCACACAUUCCACACUGAUUUGUCUUAUUUUUAUUACUGACUCUUCUAAUAUGUUGAUUCCUGAAGUACUGAAGUACUAGCUGAGGUCUAAAAUGUUACUGACAGUACAUGACACACGUUCAACUCAGGAUGUCCCAGUGCACAGAGUGAAAGUACAGUCAUAAAUGUAUGUCUCAUUUGCAGCUGUUUGCAGCCUGGAGAUUUAUGGCCCUUCAAGAUUGACUAAUAAACAGUGUUGUUAUAUGUUUUAGUUGUCAAGACUUAAUACAUUUUGCAUGGAGCGGAAAUGAAAUAGAUAAUAGAUGCAGAUGAAAAUUUGCAUUAAGCAAAGUCUGAUACAAUACAUCAAAUGGCAACAUUAAUUUUGUACAUGGUCAUUUACAAAAUUAAAUAAAUUCAACAUGAGAAGCCGAUUUUAGUUGAAAAUCUCAUGUACUGCUUCUCCAGAUUUUUCUGUACUGAAAAGCUGAAUACAAGCUGAAGACUAACCAGUAGUGUAGAGUGAGGUUGUCUGAUAUUAUCCUGCAUGAAGAAAAUGUCAUUUUUACCAUUACUAUCAAAUAGGGAUCAAAUUGUUCAUGGUGUAGUGAUAUUCACACAUUAAUUUAAAAUCAGUGGAAGUGGAAGUUGGUUCAAGUUGUGUACAUUACUGUUGAAUUUUGAUUGGUGCCGGUAUCUUGGUGAAUUAUUUGCACUUUUCUGAGGUGAAUAUUCUUUUUAAAGUGAAUCAACCUCUUUCUCUGGCCAGCAGUUAAACCUGUUCACGUAACUGGUUCAUUACCAUCACUUGUGGAGUUUUCUCACUCAUCAUCUUGUUGACUGUGUAUACAUGUUUAUGAUCAACCCCUGGUGACCAUUCAGUUUAUUACAUGGACUAGCUUUUGCUUUCUUGACAACAGUUAAAUAAGAAGAUUGGUACAACUAUUUUUGUACGAAAUUUAUGACUAGCUGGCUUCCAAACAUUACAGAAUCCGCCUA